Cynara cardunculus var. scolymus (artichoke) is the source of this 1324-nucleotide messenger RNA. Its product is annotated as mitochondrial fission protein ELM1-like. Gene Ontology annotation, cellular component: mitochondrial outer membrane. The record is from RefSeq and is a predicted model, not a curated record. The transcript is spliced from 11 exons. The coding region runs from base 1 to 1185 and encodes 394 amino acids. Gene Ontology annotation, biological process: mitochondrial fission. NCBI's taxonomy places the organism in Eukaryota, Viridiplantae, Streptophyta, Magnoliopsida, Asterales, Asteraceae.
AUGCACAGAACUGUUAGACGAGCAGUUAUAAUCGGAAAUGGCUUCGCCGGAGCUGAGAAUCAGUGCUAUGGAUUAAUUCGAGCUUUGGGCCUAUUUAAUCGGCAUUCUUUUUAUCGUGUUCGUAGGCCAAAAGAUGGGAUCAGUAAGUGGCUUAAUUGGCUCCCUGUUUCUACCCACAAAAGAUUAGACCAAUUAAAAAGGCAACUCUAUGAUCGACAGUUCAUAUUUUCUGGUCAUGGGCAGAAGGCUGCUGCAAGAUUAGAUCAAUCAGAUAUCCAAGAAGCUGAUGCCCAACUAAUUGCAACCAAUGCUAGUGAGAAUUUUGAGAAAGAUGGUCCAUUAUUGGUGGUUGCAUCUGGCCGAGAUACCAUCUCUGUUGCAAGUUCGAUUAAACGGUUAGCUCCACAUCAUGUUUUCAAUAUACAGAUACAACACCCACGGUCACAUCUGAAUAGGUUUGAUUUGGUGAUCAGUCCUUGUCAUGAUUAUUAUCCUUUGACUCCUGAAGGGAAGAAACACAUUCCUUGGUUUCUUCGUAUGUGGAUUACUCCUCGUCAACCUCCUGGAAGAAAUGUGGUCCUCACACUGGCAGCCCUUCAUCAAGUUGAUUCAGCUGCAGUACAGAGUGCAGCCUCAGCCUGGCAUGAUGAGCUGGCAUCAUUGUUGAGACCCUUGCUUGUGAUCAACAUUGGAGGACCUAUUCGUCACUGCAGAUAUGGUGCCGAUCUUGCAAGGGAGUUAACGGCAUCAUUAAUAAAUGUUCUUCCAACUUGUGGGAGUGUUAGAAUUUCAUUUUCUAGGCGAACACCCAAACAGGUGUCUGAGAUUGUGGUAAGGGAAUUUCAUAACCAUCCUAAGGUUUAUAUCUGGGAUGGCGAAGAUCCAAAUCCACACAUGGGACAUCUAGCUUGGGCUGAUGCUUUUGUCAUCACUGCCGAUUCAGUGAGCAUGCUAAGCGAGGCUUGCAGUACUGGAAAGCCUGUUUAUGUAAUUGGAGCCGAGAGGUGCACAUGGAAGUUUGCAUACUUCCAGAAAUGUCUGCAAGAAAGAGGGAUAGUGCGACCGUUCACUGGGAAAGAGAAUAUAAGUGAAACAUGGAUCUAUCCUCCACUACGAGACACAGCGGAGGCCGCUGAGCAUGUGAUUGAAGCACUUGCUGGGCGGGGCUGGAAAUUGCAUACAUGAUGGGGUCAUAAUUAUUAGCUUAACCGACGAAUAAAGCUUCAGUAUUCAGGUUCCUCGCAAGGUUUGAGUCCCUCUAAAGCCAUUGGAGAUUAUUGGUUGUUCUUAUGGGAUUAGUCAAUGUGUCUGCAAGUUGGCUCGA